UUCUACACUGCAAUUGCUUCCCUCGCUAAAACCCUAAAAAGUAAAAACCUCUGAGGAGCAGAGCGCAGUAAAGAACUAAUAAAACCAAAAAGAUGAGACCACCACGUGGCGGCGGGAGUUUCAGGGGAAGGGGAGGAAGAGAUGGCGGCGGACGUGGAUUUGGUGGCGGUGGACGUGGACGUUUUGGUGGCGGUGGACGCUUUGGUGGUGGUAAUUACGACGAAGGACCUCCCAGCGAAGUCGUUGAAGUUGCAACCUUUCUCCAUGCAUGUGAGGGAGAUGCUGUGUUCAAGCUCUCCAAUGUGAAAAUCCCACAUUUCAAUGCCCCAAUCUACCUACAAAACAAGACCCAGAUUGGGAGAGUAGAUGAAAUCUUUGGUCCGAUUAACGAAUCUCUGUUUUCUAUCAAAAUGAGGGAAGGUAUUGUAGCAACCUCGUAUACUCAAGGCGAUAAGUUCUUCAUUAGCCCUGAGAAGCUUUUACCUCUAUCAAGAUUCCUUCCUCAACCAAAGGGGCAAUCAGCAGGCCGUGGUGGAGGAAGAGUCCCUCCCCGUGGUAGAGGGCCUCCCCGUGGUAGAGGCAAUUUCAGAGGUAGAGGUGCUCCCAGAGGUGUUAGCAGAGGGUUUCAUCAAAGAGGUGGUCCUCGUGGAGGCUUUAGAGGCCGAGGGAGAGCCUAGAUUCAUAUUCUAUAGCCUUAAGCUUUUAUCUUUAAAAUGCUUUUUUAAAAACCAUAAUGAUGAUAAUUGUUUUCUAGCUUCUAGUUUUCUGAUACCUUGGUUUUAACCAGAGAGUAAAAAAGUUCAUCAUCA
Messenger RNA from Arabidopsis arenosa, 809 nucleotides. The record is from the annotation of a GenBank genome assembly. NCBI's taxonomy places the organism in Eukaryota, Viridiplantae, Streptophyta, Magnoliopsida, Brassicales, Brassicaceae.